GCUCGAGUGGAUCGCGUUAGGGCGGGCCUUCGCCGCGCUGCUGCUACAGGGACACCAAGAUGGAAAUCCAGGGGCUUUCUAAUGCCCAAAACACUCACUACCAACAUGGCGUCCCGCCUGAGACUGGUAUGUCUGCGGCGGGAAGGACAGCAGAGACUGUUUCUAGACAAUUUUCAAACGAAAACGAUAAUAGCUUUAAAUCGCAAAGCGACAACAACAACAACCGGCCUUCGUCUGCACCGCUUAGCCUGCUGGCACAAAAUGGCAGCGGAGCUCGGCUCUCAGUGCGACAGAAACAGGGAGAAAGCAGCAGCGCGUUGUCAGAGGACGCUCCGGUGGCUCACAUUGAGCUCUGUAACCUGAACGUGAUGAAGGAAAAGGAGUACGCUGAUUUAGAUCUGCCGCCCGACUUCGUGAGGGCCGAGCUGAAGUACGAAGACGAGACUGAGGACGGCGUGCUGCAAAUGGCGCUGCCACUGUUCGACGGGGAGGAAGACGGAUUCACCGAGCAAAGACCAGAGCACCAAGACACAGUCAUGACAGACACAUGUUCAUCAGCAAGCGACCGCACCACCGCGUCUUCUGACGCCAGGAAACACAAGGAGUUUUAUGUUGUUUUUAAUAAAGUAGAAGAAGACUGUGUGUGUGAAGAAGACGGAGAGAAGAGAGCAAACUGCUCCAAAUCGACAUUCUGCUCAUCAGAGAUGCAGCACACCCCGGCUUUCCCACAGUCACAAGAACACAGUUUGACAAGCAAAGCUAAACCAUCCUCCACAUGCAGUGUUGAUAAUUUGACAAGCAGCUCUAAGCUAGUAACAGACGGGAAGCAGGAAGCUGAGAGGCGCAGCAUGGCGCUGAGACAGGGCGGCGUUCAGAGAGCUGAGCAGAAACUGCCCGCUGUGGUGACCUGCGGGGACUUGGGGUCGAUGCAGCAGGCUUCAGGACAAUUAACCGAGUGUGAAAGUAAAAAUGAUAGCACCGGAAUGCAGGCGGACAGUAACAGACCGUCUUUCGUGGCGGACUACGUGAGUCUGGCGGGUAGCGGUAACGGAGACGCAGCCACCGAGGCGCCACACGACACCUUCUCCGGGACCAUUAUGAUCAACAACCAGAGCAUUAUUGUGACUAUCGAGAACGGUGUUUUAACUCUGGCGGCCCCGCCCGAAGGCUACAGCUACAAGGAGGAUGCAGUGGUGAGUCUAAAAGAGCAUUUAGGCGUGAAGGAGCAUGAAGACAUCGUUCUCCUGAACUACGAGGGCGGCACGAAAUCUCUGGGGAAGAUGUCUGAGGACGGGGGCGGCGCUAUGAGCGACUCCGAGGAUCUUACGCUAACCGACGUCUGCUCACUAUCAGAGCUAGGCCCUCUGGACAACUGUCCGUCUGUUAAACGGGAAGGAGCUCUGUGCGGCCCCGACUCCACAGCGCAGAGCUCAAGAGAUCCGGCUGAGGAUGAGCUGCAGCCCGCAGGCCUCGUCUCUCCAUCUAGCCUGGCGGCUAAAAAAGGCGUCGCGGUGUCGUACCGCUGCCCGCAGCCGGGCUGCGCAUGCGCGUUUGACAGCCGCCAGAAGCUGAAGAUGCACUUGGUGUUUCACGCCGAAGACCAGCGGCCCUUUAAGUGCACCGUGAACGGCUGUGGCUGGUCCUUCACCACCUCUUACAAAUUGAAGCGCCACCUUCAAUCGCACGACAAGUUGCGACCCUUCGAGUGCGAGUAUGAGAACUGUGGCCGCCGCUUUACCACUGUUUAUAACCUGAAGGCGCAUGCGCGAGCGCACGAGCAGGAAGACGCGUUUAAAUGCGAACUUUGCGGAGAACGGUUCCGCAGCGCCACGCGCCUCGCCAACCACCAGAGGUCGCACUUCGAGCCCGAGCGGCCGCACAAGUGUGAAUUCCCAGGAUGUGAAAAGGCCUUCAUCACCUUCAGUGCCCUGUUUUCCCACAACAGAACUCACUUGAGAGAGACAAGCCAAUUCACCUGUACAUACCCAGGCUGUGACAAGCGCUAUGACAAAGCCUGUCGCCUUAAAAUCCAUCUUCGUAGUCACACAGGUGAGAGGCCGUUUGUCUGUGAUUCUGAAUCUUGCGGCUGGACUUUUACUAGCAUGUCAAAACUACUUCGCCACAAAAGGAAGCAUGAUGACGAUCGGCGGUUUCCUUGUCAAGAAGAAGGGUGUGGGAAGUCUUUUACUCGUGCAGAGCACCUGAAAGGCCACAGUAUCACCCACCUGGGCACUAAGCCAUUUGAGUGCCCUGUAGAAGGAUGUAGUGCUAAGUUCUCAGCACGGAGUAGCCUAUACAUCCACUCUAAGAAACAUCGUCAGGAUGGAGUGUCUCUGAGGAGCAGAUGCCCUGUGGCAGGGUGCACCAAGCACUUCUCAUCUCGCAGUAGCCUCAAAAGUCACAUGCUUAAGCACCACAACCUCAGCCCAGAUCUGUUAAGCCAGCUGGAAAACACAGCCACUCUGACACCCAGCUGCGAGCUUACCAGCGCUGCUCAGAGCGCCACCGCUCCUGGCUCUGUGGGAACAGAGCUCAGCAGUCUGGAUCUUUCUUCCCUUUUCUCCAAUGUUCCCUCAGGAGCCUCCACUUUACCUACAGGCCCAAACCCUCAGCCAGGCCCUUCUUCCUUCACCAUGGACAUGGCUCUAGCGAGCAGCGGGAUUCUUACCAUCGAUCCGUCCUCAGUGGGCUCGGCUUUGACAGGGAACAAACCUGUAGAUCCUCUGAUUUUGGCUGCGGGUGGGGAUAUGGGGGUACAUGUCCUGGAUGCAGGUGGAGCGGGUGGGGUUUUACAACAGGCUGCACUGCAGUUGGAUGAUGUACAGACAGUAAACCCAGAGGCACUUGGAGCAUUAACAGCUUUGGCUAUACAGAGCACCUCAGCCGCAGAGCAGCUCCAAGCCCUUAGCUCAUCCAGUGUUUUAACAGCAGAGUCACCUUCCUCUUCUCUAACCCAAUCUCUUACUCCUUCCCUUUCUUCCUCUCUCACCUCUCCACUGUCAUCAUCUCUGGCUCCAUCUCUUGCAUCCUCUCUUGUUCCAUCCCUCGCAUCUUCCACAGUACCGGACCUGCUGUCUCCCCAGGUAAAGGCUGAUAUGGGGGGCAGUGAAGCAGCUGUGGGACCAUUACUAAGUGGAGUGGAGGUCCUGAGCCAGCAAGAGAGCAGCAAGGCUCUGAGUCAGUUCGUUUUUCCAAGCCACAUCACAUCCUACAGCGGACAGAAAGAGACAGAGCUGCCUUCAGUCGCUCCUUGUGCUUUUAUUGAGAGCGGCGGUUCUGCUCGCACAGACUACAGGGCCAUACAACUGGCCAAGAGGAAAAAGCAGAAAGGCCCUGCUACAAGUCCAUCUACUGCAGGGGCAUCUCAGAGGAAGGCUAAGGGGGUGAAGGGUUCCAGUGCUGCAGGGACAUUGGCUACAGUUGGUGCUCGAUUUGGAGAAGGAAAUGUUUCGACAACCACAGCAGGUCUGACUAUUCGAGACCCUGUCACUGGAGUCCAGUAUGUACAGAUUCAGCUACUGCAGGAUGACCCGGCCACAGAUGGAGAUUUGGCUUUCCAGCUUAGUUCACAGACCUCCAGUUCUCAUUCCCAGCUAACGGUUGACUUGCCUGUCAACAUUUUGCAGGAGCCUUCUGCCAUGGCUGAGGACGAUAAUGGAUCUGAUAACUCUCAGUUCACUGGCAGUACCAUUAACCUACAGGACCUUGAAUAAAAGACUCACCUGAGAGCCAACAAGUGCUCAUAUUAGGCCUACUGACCGUUCCUUUUCUCUUUUGUAAAUUUAGAAUGCAUCAGUUUUCAAUAUUUCUGCUGUCCUGGUAUUUGUGUCUACUAAGUGGUGUUUCUAAACUUAAACUGUAAUAUAAUAAUAAAAUGUAUUUGACAAGAAGUAACAAUUUUUCAUGUGCUUCGUGUAUUUUUUUGUAGAGAAUGCUACCUGUACUUGCUAACAGGAUGUACUUACAAACCAACUUUGUAUAUGUAAAGUGAUAUUGAACAGCAAUGAGUUGUCUCAUACAGUAUAUACUAAUUUAAAUUCAAGAAACCAUACACUUUUUGAAUUGGAUUUGAUAAGUCUGGUAUAUUCUGUUUAAGUUAAAGCGUAGUUAUAUAACGGAAUAAAACAGCGCAAUAGUGUAUAAUAGCUGCAAGGUUUAUUAUUUAUGCAGCAACAUGCACAUCAAAAUACCUGUCAUGAACAUUGUCUGGUCUUAAAGUUCUGAUGAGAACAGCUUUUACAAUCAUGAUUUUUUUUUUUUCUCCUCAGUUUUAUUGUUCAUUUUUGUAUGACUUUGUAUAAAAUAUAAAGAUGUGCUUCUUUUUGUUUUGUGUGUACAGUAUAAGGUUAUUAUCUACAAGAUUAAAGGUUGCUUUACUUUUAAUAAAA
This is a messenger RNA of Clarias gariepinus (North African catfish), 4388 nucleotides long. Its product is annotated as zinc finger protein ZXDC. Lineage: Eukaryota; Metazoa; Chordata; Actinopteri; Siluriformes; Clariidae. Gene Ontology annotation, cellular component: nucleus. The record is from RefSeq and is a predicted model, not a curated record. The transcript has 9 exons. Gene Ontology annotation, molecular function: transcription coregulator activity. Gene Ontology annotation, biological process: regulation of transcription by RNA polymerase II. The coding region runs from base 60 to 3713 and encodes 1217 amino acids.